Pyricularia oryzae 70-15 is the source of this 1169-nucleotide messenger RNA. RefSeq names its product DNA-directed RNA polymerase I. NCBI's taxonomy places the organism in Eukaryota, Fungi, Ascomycota, Sordariomycetes, Magnaporthales, Pyriculariaceae. The coding region runs from base 175 to 867 and encodes 230 amino acids. Gene Ontology annotation, cellular component: RNA polymerase II, core complex; RNA polymerase I complex; RNA polymerase III complex. Gene Ontology annotation, molecular function: DNA binding; DNA-directed RNA polymerase activity. The transcript has 3 exons. Gene Ontology annotation, biological process: DNA-templated transcription. The record is from RefSeq and is a predicted model, not a curated record.
UGCUUCAAGCUCGGCAUCACGACCUUGAAAAACAUAGACCAUCAAUCGCAUUUGGAUCACCUGCACGAAAGCUCGGCCUUGAACACGCACAAAACAUCCAAAAGCUCCGCUCACCAAUCGACAAGCGAUACUGUCUUGAAACCGCAUUUUCUUUUCUGGAAACCAUCAGCAACGAUGGACAGCAACGCGAGGCUUGCUGGGGCGCGCAAGCUAUGGAGGGCUUGGAGGACGAUACAUCAGAUGCUCUCAGACAGGGGCUAUGAGCUGUCCGAAGAAGAAUGCAACAUCUCUAUAGAACGUUUCCUCGCCGACUUCACCGAUGGUAACGGCAAUGUAGAUCAAUCUAAACUUACCUUCUCGGCGCGGCCUUCGGAUGCCAUGUUAAAACUGCACGCUCGCAUCCCCACACCCACCGAUCCAGACCCAGCUCCUGACUGCGGCUCCAUUUGGGUCGAGUUCAUCAACGAGGAGAAGAUCGGUGUUGGCCGGACCAAGCAGUUCGUCGAAGUGCUCCUCCAGUCCGGCUUCCGCGAUGGCAUUCUUGUCACGCAAGGUGCGCUGUCUUCGGGUGCCCGUCGCGCCCUCAGCGCAACCGGAUCCGGUGACAACAAGGUAGAGGCUUUUAUGCUGGAGGAUCUGCUGGUCAACAUUACGCACCACGAACUGGUUCCGAAGCACGUCAUGCUUAGCAGGGUCGAGAAGAAAGCCCUGCUCGAGCGUUACAGGCUGAAGGAGACCCAGCUGCCGCGAAUUCAGACGAAGGAUCCGGUUGCGAGGUACUUGGGGCUGCAAAGGGGCAACGUGGUCAAGAUUAUACGGCACAGUGAGACUGCUGGUCGAUAUGCCAGUUACCGUCUUACGGUAUGAGGUAUGGUGACCAGUCUUGAAAUUUCUUGGUCACCUCGUUUUAUUUCUUGUAUUUUUCUCUUCAACUACAGGGAAGCAGGCGUUAAUUAGGGGUGGAACUGGCUUAUACUCAUUUUGUGGGCGGCGUGUUCAUCAAAAGGUCGCUUGUUAGUGCCGGUAGGAAUUGACGACAGCUUCUUUCUCGGGAUAUGCUAAAUGUCAGAUGAAAAACAAAAAUUAAUCAUUUCUUUAGAAGAAGACGGAUGAACCCAAGACGCGAAGACGGACGCGGUUUCCACCUUCACAUUCAAGCACCGUGUUCA